UACUGCAUUUGCUGUUCAAAGAAGACUACUGCUGUGUUUGUUAUGGAGAGGAAUUGGUUUCUGUAAUGAGUAUGGUGUGUGGCAGAAAAUACAGCGUGUUCUGAGAGAGCUCAGCUGCUGCUGGAUUACUGACUUUAGUGUCAGCGCACUAACAACAAAUGACACCCGAGAAGCAAGAGGACCAAAUGUCCGCAAAAUUUCAGGGUUAGAACGAAGUCAGGAGAAAAGUCAAGAGGGCACCAAAGACCAACUGCUUCUGCUUGCUGUAGCUAAAGAGCCUGUUGCUCAGGCUCAGACCCCAUCCCAGCCCCAUCCCCAGCCCCAGCCCCAGCCCCAUCCCCAGCCCCAUCCCCAACCCCAACCCCAGUCCCAACCCCAGUCCCUGCCCCAGUCAAAACUCUGCUCUCCAAUUCCUGUGCAGACCCAGAUUACACAGCAUUUGCCCCAGCCACAGCCAAAGGUUCUACCACAGACCCAGGGUCAAGCCCAACCACAAUCCCAGUCUUUACUUCCAUCCCAACCCAUAAUUCCAUCUCAACCCCAACCUGUACCUCUACCCCACACUGUACCUCUACCCCAACCUCAACCUCAACCUCAACCUAUAUCUCAGAGUCAAGCUCAAGCCCAGACUCAAACUCCUCAGCACCAGCCUCAACCUCAGCCACAACCUAGGGCACCUUCUCCUACACAGCCAGUUCAAAGUCAACUUCCAUCUCGGCCAACAUCGCGGAGCAUCCCACAAUCUCUGUCUGUGUACAGCAGCAGCCUAAGUCUAAACAGCAUAAGCAGCAGCAGAAGCAGCACUCCAGUCAAACCUCAAGCUCCUCCAGCACACAUUUCGCAUCAUCCUUCCACCCCAAAUUUUUCUUUGGCCCUAGCAGCCCAUAAUACUUCACAUACUUUUACGCCUAGUCUGCAGCCAGCAAAUCAUUCGCAUCAUCCCACUAUGUUUGCCCCCCAUUCAGCUCUACCACCACCUCCCCCACUGACGUCAAGUGCACUUCAGGUUCCAGGACACCCUGCUAGCGCUGGAUAUUCAGAGCAAGAACUUCUGCGCCAAGAGCUGAACACCCGAUUCUUGGCCUCCCAAAGUGCCGACCGAGGGGCCUCGCUGGGGCCACCACCCUACAUGCGAGCGGAGUUCCACCAGCACCAACACCAGCAUACCCAUCAACACACUCAUCAGCACACGUUUGCGCCGUUUCCGCAUACCAUCCCACCAACGGCCAUCAUGCCAACUCCUGCACCACCCAUGGUGCGUACCCAAGGCAGAAAUUUUGACAAAUACCCAACAAAAGUUGAUCCUUUCUACCGACACAGUUUGUUUCAUUCAUAUCCUCCGUCCAUGUCUGGAAUUCCUCCCAUGAUUCCACCUACAGGUCCUUUUGGCUCUCUGCAAGGAGCAUUUCAGCCUAAGACCUCCAAUCCCAUUGAUGUAGCAGGAAGGCCUGGAGCUGUUCCCCAUACCUUGCUGCAGAAAGACCCCAGGUUGACAGAUCCAUUCAGGCCGAUGCUGAGGAAGCCUGGCAAGUGGUGUGCCAUGCACGUCCACAUAGCAUGGCAGAUAUACCACCACCAGCAGAAAGUCAAGCAACAAAUGCAGUCUGAUCCACACAAACUAGACUUUGGCCUGAAACCGGAGUUCCUGAGCAGGCCACCAGGCCCCAGCAUGUUUGGAGCUAUCCACCAUCCCCAUGAGCUGGCUCGCCCAGCAACCCUCUUCUCCACAGCUGGCACCACACAUCCAACUGGAAAUCCCUUUGGACCUCCGCCUCAUCACAACAGCUUCCUGGGUCCAGCUGCUCAUUUAGCAUCCAACACAAUGUUCAGCCACAAAGAUGGCCCCAGUAUGCAGAGCUUUAGCAACCCUCACGAACCUUGGAAUCGACUCCACCGAACGCCACCUUCGUUUCCAACCCCACCCCCUUGGCUGAAGCCAGGGGAGCCAGAGCGCAGUUCCUCUGUAGCAGCUCAUGACAGAGAUAGAGAUGUAGAAAAACGAGACUCUUCUGUUAGUAAAGAUGAAAAAGAAAGGGAUAGUAUUGAGAAGCGACACUCUACCCAUGCAUCAUCACCUUCUGUAAAUCAAGUUAAUUCUUUGGGACACAAUCGAAGUUCCACUGAGCACAGCAGAAAUCAUGUAAAUAGUGAACUGCGAGAUAAAGAAAAGCCACGAGAACGGGAUCACACAGAUUUUUGGAAGGACUCGUCUGUUGAUGAGCACAAAGUUAAGGAAAAUCACGCUCCCGAGAAGGAAGGCCUUGGAUUGGAAAGCAGGAUCGUGGAGGACUCCAACAAGCAUUUGAAUAGAGUUAAUUCGCCUUAUAUCAGGCUACCAAGCACAGAUAAUACAAGGUCCAGCAGCAUUGCCACCCGAGAAGUAGAUAGGAAAAGUGAGUCUUCAUAUGACCACCAGAAAAAGGCCAAUGAGGUUAAAGUGAAGGAGGAACGGAAGGAAGACAACGAUAUUAUUUCUGACGUGAUUCAAACACAAAGGGCCUCUGAGCACUCUCAACCCACCUCGUUGCCCAAUGUCCAUCCUAGCCCUUCGAUGACCUCCAUGCCUAUGGCUAUGGCCAUGAGUGGGGUGCAUCCCAUGAAUAGCAUUAAUACAUUGGACAGGACACGGAUGGUAGCCCCUUUUAUGGGAAUCAGUCCAAUACCAGGAAGUGAGCGUUUUCCCUACCCUCCUUUCCACUGGGAUCCAAUGAGGGAUCCUUUGCGAGAUCCAUAUAGGGGGUUGGAUAUUCAUCGGAGAGAUCCACUAGCCAGAGACUUCUUGUUGAGAAGUGACCCCUUGCAACGACUGUCAGCACCAAGGUUUUAUGAAGCAGAACGCUCAUACAGGGAUAGGGAGCCCCACGACUACAACCGUGAUCAUCCAUUAGCUAUGGACCCUAGACGUGAACAUGAGAGAAUGAGCCACUUGGAAGAGCGUGAAAGAUUGAACAUGCUCAGAGACGACUAUGAACAUGCACGCCUGCAUCCCAUUCAUGCUGCUGCCCUGGAUGGUCACAUGCCUCAUCCGAGCCUAUUGACACCUGGACUUCCCAGCAUGCACUACCCCAGAGUCAGCCCUUCAGCAGCACAUCAGAAUGGCAUCCUUAAUAAGACUCCUCCCACAGCAGCCCUGAGUGCCCCUCCCCCCCUCAUACCAACAGGUGGAGCACGUGCUGGGUCUCCUAGAAGGACUACUCCCUUGACUAACACAGAGGCACGGGACAGGCCACCUUCUCACACACACAAAGACAUUGAAGCACGAUAAUACAAACAUGGAAAAAUAAAUCAAGGUAACUUAUUAAGGACACCCUGUCAGUAAAGGCCACUUUUGUAGUGUGAUAACCCACUGACUGAAGCGUUGGACUUCAAUGGACUGUACUCAGUGGGUGUGGCCUUCACCACCAUAAAAACAUAAAAACACUUUGCAGAAAAUACAGUUUUGUACAUUUUAAGUUUAAAUUUUGCAAAUGUUUAAUGUCAAUUUGUUCCUUUCUUCCUGUUAAUUUUAUUUGUAGUAUAUAUAUAAAAAAUGUGUUGUGAAGAAAGAGCAAGCUAAAAAGAGUAAUUGGUAUAUUUAUCAAGAAAUUGGGUAUGUGGUAAAUGAGGCAACUGAAGGAGAGCUGAAUUGUCUUUGAAGUGUUAUGGUUAAGAUUUGGAGUGAAGGAAUCAGGCUGUAUAGACAAUUGUGUAUAAAGGUAGUUCCUUGGUUGAAUGGGUCUUGGUACAUAUAUGCAAAAAGGAAGAGACAAAAAGCUUUACCAUGUACAAAUGUAAAUAAAUUUAAGGGUGGCUGUGUGACAGCCGAUUCAGAAGCGUUGGACAAAGCGUGCUAUUGGGAGAUUAAUUAUCUGUUAACACAGUCUGCUUGUGCUGUGUUAGAUAACUUUUUGUGGCUGUACAGAUAUUCCCAACUAUGCAAGCAGGUGAAUGCCCUGGCUUUUCAUCCAAAAGUCUGCAUUCCUCAACGGAGCCUUUUCAACACACAAUUCACUUAACCGCAAGUCUAGCACAUUACAUUGUGUCUGAGGAUUGUAAACUAUGUUGAUGAAGUAAAGUUAGUUCUGUUGGUCUAAUAGUGUAUUAAAGUGCUAUCUGAAGUUGUUUAUUCUGUUUUGAAAAAAUUCUAUCUAUGACAGUUGUUUCUUAUGAGCAGAGAUCUAUUUUAGUAGUCACCUGAAGGUUUAGUUGUGCGCUUCAAAUUUGUGAACUCCUGAUGUUGUGCAGUGUUUUUGAGGAACAAAAAAUAAUGUACACUGGAUCAGUAGUGCUAGAACUCAAUAUUGCCUAUAGAUUUUCAUUUGCAGAUAUGCUGUUUAUCAUGUACGUAAUGAAGUCCUUUACAGAUCCUAUUGUAAAGUGAAGCGACUCUGAAUCUUUGGCAUGUGCUUCAUAAACAAAACUUGUGUUAUGUAAAUUGUGCCAUGUUAUUAAAAAAUCGAACUGAAGUGUUCUCAGUCUAACUGUGCUGCAA
Carcharodon carcharias (great white shark) is the source of this 4471-nucleotide messenger RNA. It is a transcript of the gene auts2a, whose product is annotated as activator of transcription and developmental regulator AUTS2 a. NCBI's taxonomy places the organism in Eukaryota, Metazoa, Chordata, Chondrichthyes, Lamniformes, Lamnidae. The record is from RefSeq and is a predicted model, not a curated record. The coding region runs from base 947 to 3265 and encodes 772 amino acids. The transcript has 13 exons.